AAGACAAUUACAAAAUAAUGAAAUUGAGGGAAAUGGAAAAAUACAUUGACAUAUUUUAUCUUAUGGCAUAUGAUUUCCAAGGAUCAUGGUCAAGUGCUGCAGGUCAUCAAUCAAAUCUAUACGGUGAGGAACUCUCCACUGACAAAGCAGUGAUGUAUUACUUGCAUCAAGGAAUUCCUGGUCACAAAAUUGUCAUUGGUAUGCCUAUGUAUGGUCGUGCAUUUCAAAAUACAAAUGGGUUAGGCUCACCAUUUAAUGGAAUUGGUGAAGGAUCAUGGGAGGCAGGUAUCUAUGACUAUAAAAAACUUCCUAAAGAAGGUGCAAUUGAACACUUUGAUGAUAGGUGUAUAGCAAGUUAUAGUUAUUCACCAAGUCACCAUGAAUUGAUCACCUAUGACACACCAAAAGUUAUCACACACAAAAUUAAAUAUAUUAAAGAUAAAUGUCUACGUGGUGUAAUGUUCUGGGAAUUAAGUGCUGAUCAUCCAACUAGUGAUGAUCGUUCUUUAUUAUUAGCAUCUUUUAAUGGAUUAGGUGGUAAAUGUGAAUUGGAUAAAUGUCCGAAUCAUUUAUCUUAUCCUACAAGCAUUUAUGAAAAU
This is a messenger RNA of Entrophospora candida, 599 nucleotides long. The record is from the annotation of a GenBank genome assembly. Lineage: Eukaryota; Fungi; Glomeromycota; Glomeromycetes; Entrophosporales; Entrophosporaceae.